Cydia pomonella (codling moth) is the source of this 2485-nucleotide messenger RNA. RefSeq names its product zinc finger protein 320-like. The transcript has 5 exons. The record is from RefSeq and is a predicted model, not a curated record. Gene Ontology annotation, biological process: regulation of DNA-templated transcription. The coding region runs from base 508 to 2082 and encodes 524 amino acids. NCBI's taxonomy places the organism in Eukaryota, Metazoa, Arthropoda, Insecta, Lepidoptera, Tortricidae. Gene Ontology annotation, cellular component: nucleus. Gene Ontology annotation, molecular function: DNA-binding transcription factor activity, RNA polymerase II-specific; zinc ion binding; RNA polymerase II cis-regulatory region sequence-specific DNA binding.
GUGAACAGUUAGCCUAAUAUUUAAUAAUACCUUUGAUAACACCCAUGUUGUAGUACUGCCAUCUGCCAUAAUUAUGUAUAACUACUGCGACUCGAUUUGGCUGGCUAAGUUUGUCUAUCUUCAGGGAAAGUAACUAGAUGUCACUGAACAAAACGCGUGCUGAUUGGUCACUAAAUUGUAGCUUACUUUUGAUUGGAGAAGAUUAUACUAGCUUGAUUUUUACUGGUUAAUAUUCUACAGUCGUAUUUAUAAAUACUAAAAAUCGUAAAAAAUACGUAAAAUUUCUUUAAUUAUAGCACCAUAGAAUAACACAAUGUUAAAUUUGAUAUAAAUCUAGUAUCUCUACAAGUUUGAUGUCAUUACUCAACAUAUUAAACAUUAUCUGUCAGAAAACGCGUUUGUUGUUUGUUAACCACGGAAAUACAACUCUGUAAUGGCGGGCGCUCGCGACGAAGUGAUUUCAAUUGAUUUUAAUUUUUGAAUAAUGUUUCUUUGAUAUUAACAAUCAUGAGGCAAUUAGAUUUGUGCCGGUGUUGUCUCGCAGUGGGUUGUGACAAAGAUAUUUCAGAGGAAUACGAGGAGGAUGGACGCAAGGAAGUGUAUUCCGAUAUGUUGCUUGAUACAUUCAAUAUUUUUAUAUCCUAUGAAGAUGUGGGUGGCAAGUGCCAAAUCUGCGAGGACUGCAUAUCUCGGCUCCGAGAGGCUGCCUCCUUCAAGGCUCAAGUCAUAGAAGCGGGGAAGGCUAUCACGCAGAAACUGAAGAAUUCAAGGGUAGAGUCAGAGGAUGAUGAAGAGGUGACAGCAAACGAAAAUGUAAAGAUGGAGGUGUGCGAGGAGGUAGAGCUCUCCUACGAGGAUUUCGACUUCACACAGUUCACUGGAGGCAAUGAUGAUGACGAGAUCUACAUCAUAAAGCUGGAGGACGGUUCCUGCGUGGCCGGAGCUGGAGAUGAGAUCAAUGCUCUCGCUGACAACCUCCGGCAGAACGAGCUGACCAGGAGCUUGCUGGGCUCCGCGCAGUUGGAUAAAAGCCCUAAACGCAAAGUUGUUCCAAAACCAAAGCCAAAGAAAGCCCAAACGGAAGUGACCCAGCGCCACCUCGACAUGCGCGCCAACUCGCUCAAGCUGCUGCGCAACUCCAACAUGUGCCUCUUCAAGGCCGGCCGGGGCAAGUUCUCCUGCUUCUACUGCUUCCAGGCCUAUCCCGACAUGGCCCUGCUCCGGGAACACUCCAAAACACACUCUCACACUAAGGAAUUGGUGAUCAAAAUCAACCCGGUGUCUCAUCUAUGCUACAAAAAGGCUGAUAUUUCAUCGCUGCACUGCGCUAGGUGCCUAGAGCCUUGCGACAGCAUCGAAGCGCUUCAAGAGCAUUUGACAAUCAUCCAUGAUUUCACUUUCACCGAUGAUGGACAUCUGUUGAUACCUUUUAAAUUAGAUAAUGGCAAUUACUGUGCUAUAUGUAAUUUAUUCUGUAAUACUUUUGCAUUUUUAAGCAUGCAUAUGAACUCUCACUUCCCUAACUACGUCUGUGAGACUUGCGGGGCUGCUUAUAUAAAUUUCAAAAACUUAGAUGUACACAGAAGAGUUGUACAUUUACGCAAAUGCAAAAAAUGUUUAGAAGAAAAAUGCGCAUGUAAAAAAAUCAAAUUAGGUGGCAGACAGAAUUCUCGUAUGUGUUUAGAAUGUAAUAUAACAUUUAAAUAUUCAUAUUUAUAUAAGGAACAUAAUUAUCAAGUACAUGGUGCGAAAAGACCUAUAGCAACAUGUGACAUUUGUGAUAAAACGUUUUUAACACCGAAUAACCUAAAACUACAUAUACGUAGAAUACAUAACGCGGAAAGAAACCACGUAUGUAGAAUAUGCGAUAUGAGUUUCUUCACUGCUCAUGGCAUGAGGAAACAUAUAAGACGAACACAUACUGACGUGGAAAUAAAACCAUACUCGUGCGACUACUGCGCGUGCAAGUUCAAGAUGAAGUAUUCGCUUAGUAAGCAUUUGAAAAAUCGUCACGGACGACGAAUGGACGGGAAGCUGUUUAAUGAAGUUGGGCUGACGUUAGAGGAGAUGCAAGGACAAUAGUAUUAACAUAGUAGGGUUCAAACUACAAGUACUAUCCUCGUAAGGCCCAAGGUCCUACCUAUAGGACUUAUUCAGUUCGAUGAAAUUUAAAUCAUAUUCAAUUAGGACAGAGUUGCAUUUGUUUUGUUUCGUGCAAUUUUCAAACAAAAUAAAAUCUACUGUAUUCCGUGCACUAUAGGUUCAAAUUCCAGUGGCAAAUUUUGGAUUUUUCAUUUCUAUGGCUGGGCCUUAAGAGGAUAAAUCAAUUAAUUCGUUUGAAGAGGUGACUUGAUAAAUAUUUAUAAUUCUAUCAAAAUAACUAUCUAUUUCUCAGUCGUCUGUACUUAUUAUAAGAAUGUUUUAUAUUUUGUACAUAUGUGUAUAAAUAGUUUUUGUAAAUAAAAUCUGUUAUUUGUGCAUUUCA